This is a messenger RNA of Paralichthys olivaceus (Japanese flounder), 1893 nucleotides long. Its product is annotated as basic immunoglobulin-like variable motif-containing protein. NCBI's taxonomy places the organism in Eukaryota, Metazoa, Chordata, Actinopteri, Pleuronectiformes, Paralichthyidae. The record is from RefSeq and is a predicted model, not a curated record.
GGUCCGGUCCUUGAGGCGGAGCAGGAAGUGGGUGUUAGCAGGACGGUGCAGGACUAACAUGGAUGAAUUUUGACAUGGUCCGUGUUGAUGCACUGAGCUGCGUGCACGUGAGGCUAGAUUGAAGUUUAACCAGCUCACACACACUUUCCGUCGUGACACUUUGCUUCUCGCUGCGAUGGAGACAUCCGCGUGACAGCUGGGCGCGUGUACACAGGCUAACUAGCGCACAGCGGCUUCCCAGGUGAGAAGAGACAGCUGUCACUUCAGCAUCACAGUCAGCUUCAGCUUCUUCUCCCAUCAUUAAACUGGCGGUUCAAUGCCUAACACAUCAGAGAGUCAAGGAGGGAACCAGUCUCGGCCAGAAGAGCAAUCAGGGCAGCAGAGGACAACUGAUGAAGAGGGCCGCAGCCUGAUCAGCUCCCUGACCCGGGAGGCCGCCAGAGCGAGGAGGGCUUCCAGCGUCGAGCUCCAACUGCCAUGGACUUGCCCGGUCACACACUCCAGAGAAAAGUUCUACACAGUGUGCUCGGACUAUGCUCUCCUCAACCAGGCUGCUUCGGUGUAUUGUCCCCCGAGUACAACCAGGGACAUGGUACAGAACAAGCAGGAUGAUGGGCCUGCGCUGGUGAAGCCCAAACCCUCAGUAGACUUCAGCACUUGUGGGGCCCAUGUGGGAUCAGACGGGGACUAUGAAAUGGAGCAAGUGUCCUCUGGCAACACCAAGCCUAUUCUGGCUUGGGAGAUCGACACAGUAGACUUCGAUGCCGUGCUUAUGAGAAAAAUAAGAACAAGCAAUGUAAAGAAAUGCAGCACCAAGAAGAUGAAGUCAUCAGACAGACCCAGCCGAAAUCUGCAAGACAUCCCUCCUCACGCCUCGCUGGAGGAGAUCAAACAGCGUAAAGUGCUCGACCUCAGAAGAUGGUAUUGCAUCAGUCGGCCCCAGUACAAGACUUCAUGUGGAAUCUCCUCCUUGGUGUCCUGUUGGAACUUUUUAUACAGCACUAUGGGUGCAGGGAGUCUCCCACCCAUCUCUCAGGAGGAGGCUCUGCAUAUUCUUGGCUUUCAGCCGCCUUUUGAAGAGAUAAAGUUUGGUCCUUUCACCGGAAACGCUACUUUAAUGCGGUGGUUCAGACAAAUCAACGACAACUUCAGAGUGCGAGGUUGCUCCUACAUUCUUUACAAACCCCAUGGAAAACACAAGACUGCAGGAGAAACAGCGGAAGGAGCGUUGAUGAAGCUGACACAAGGGCUGAAGGAUGAGUCCAUGGCCUACAUUUACCACUGUCAGAACCACUACUUCUGCCCAGUGGGCUUUGAAGCUACACCACUCAAAGCAGCAAAAGCUUACAGGGGCCCUCUACCCACAAAUGAAAUGGAGCACUGGAUCCUCAUCGGAGAGCCCAGCAGGAAACACCCAGCUAUUCAUUGUAAAAAGUGGCUGGACAUUGUGACUGACCUCAACACACAGAACCCGGAAUACCUGGACAUUCGUCACACAGAGAGGGGGAUCCAGCACCGCAAAACCAAAAAGGUGGGCGGCAACCUGCACUGCAUCAUGGCAUUCCAGAGGGUGAACUGGCAGAAGCUCGGCCCCUGGGCGAUGAAUUUGGAGAACCUGCGCCACGACUUCCACCACUCCAGCGCGGAGCGGUCCCGCGGACACGUCUCAGAGGACACGGAGGAGAGGACGUCGAGUAAACGCCUGGCUCACCUGGGACGCUCGCACAGUAUGGGAAGUCAGAAAGAGAGCAGCUGGAAACGCCUCUCCAACACCACAGAGUACAGACAGAGGAGCUCCCCUGACAGCGACCUCGCAGAAGACAUCACAGACUGAAAAGGUUCAGCGUGACGUACAGGGGAGGACGAAAUAACAGACACUAUAACACAUUUCGG